AUGUCAGAAUCAGGAAGAGGACCACUAACGGGGUCCGACUGGUUGAACUUACCUUACGGAAAAAUAUACUCCGAAUUAGAAGAAGCUCAGGAUGAAUGUAAUAACCACGAUGCAAAUGUCCAAAGUGUGAAGGGAGCAUUAAGCACGAAGCAAGGCACUGACGAACAUGGAAGGAAAAUUGUGAAAGCAUACUGUGAGGCAUCCCAAAAGAAGAAUGCACAGCAGAAAUCGUCCGAGGACAUGUACUGUAAUGUUGUAUAUUAUUGGAUAGGAGAUACAUUAUAUAAUGUAUUAGACGAGGGCAGUAAUAAUUUCUCAGACCUCAUGUCCCGAGUUUACAGCAUCCUUAGGGGCGAAUAUGCAGAAAAUAAGUGUGACAUUGUAUACAAAGAUGGCAUUGACAAAGACCUCUUUGGUUAUAGAAAAAAAGUAUAUGAGUUCUCGCAGAACUAUGAAGAAAUACAACAACAGUUAAGGAGGCAUAUACAGAAGUGCGACGAAAAUUACUUCGAUAACCUCAAAGCAGCUGAAGAAGCAUUUAGUGCUGUACUUACUGAUUGUAAUGGCAAAAUCGACCCAUAUUGUAUGCAAUUCAAAAAUACCUUUGAUGUAAGUAAUGGUCAAAUCCCACUAACAUUAUCAUAUAAUGGGUCAUCUAAGUCAAAAGGGGAAAGUGACCAAGAGGUUACCGUUUAUAACAACGUUCAGUUAAAACUGAACUUUGCAUCUAAAGCGAAUCCCACUGCAACCAUUGUUUCUUCCAUCCUAGGAAUAGCCGGGCUACCAACAAUUACUUUCUUCUUAUAUAAAAGGCAACAGAGGAAGGAAUAG
Messenger RNA from Plasmodium coatneyi, 831 nucleotides. RefSeq names its product Variable surface protein Vir7-like protein. The coding region runs from base 1 to 831 and encodes 276 amino acids. The record is from RefSeq and is a predicted model, not a curated record. The transcript is spliced from 3 exons. Lineage: Eukaryota; Apicomplexa; Aconoidasida; Haemosporida; Plasmodiidae.